This is a messenger RNA of Lolium rigidum, 850 nucleotides long. Its product is annotated as putative F-box/LRR-repeat protein 23. The record is from RefSeq and is a predicted model, not a curated record. The coding region runs from base 1 to 846 and encodes 281 amino acids. Lineage: Eukaryota; Viridiplantae; Streptophyta; Magnoliopsida; Poales; Poaceae. Gene Ontology annotation, molecular function: protein binding. The transcript has 2 exons.
AUGGCCUCCUCCUCCUCGUCCUCCUCGUCCCACCGAGGAGAACGGCCGCCGGCGCCGGAGGAGGCGACGAGGGACUGGGCGGAGCUGCCGCGGGACGCGCUGCUCACCGUGCUCCUCAGGCUGGGCCACUUGGACAUCCUCAUGGGGGCGGCGCAGGUGUGCGGGCCCUGGGCGCGGGCAGCGCGGGAGGAGCCCCAGCUAUGGCGCCGCGUCGACCUGCGCCUCCACGGCCGCCGCCCCAUCUUCCCCUACAGCAUCAACAGCAUGGCGCGCGAGGCCGUCAAGCGCGGCGCGGGGCAGUGCCAGGCCUUCUGGGCCGAGGGCGACCUCGACGACAGCGUCAUCUUCCUCCUCAGCGAUACAUCGGCGCUUUCACUGAAGAGCCUCCGUCUCAUCUCUUGCGAUAGCAUCUGCGACACGUCUCUAGCGUUAACGAUAACAAAAUUCACUCUCCUAGAGGAGCUAGAGGUCUCAAACUACCUCAUGGACUUCUCCAAGACGUGCGCGGCCGCCGGCAAGGCCUGCCCGCUGCUGAAGCGUCUCCGGCUGAGCAGCGGGCGAUUCGAAGACUGCCGAGUUUCCGGGGAUGUGGAGGCGGCUGCGAUUGCCACAACGAUGCCUGAGCUGCGCUCGCUGCAGCUCUUCGCGAAACGCAUCAGCAACGGUGGCCUAGCGGCAAUCCUCGAGGGCUGCCCACUCCUAGAGUCGCUCGACAUCCGCCACUGCUUCAACAUCGUGAUGAACGACGAGCUGCACGCGAGGUGCUCCCGGGUCCACACGCUCAGGCGUCCCCACGACAGCGGCGGACCUAGGAUUUUCGGAAAAAUAAAUUUAGCUCAUGUUUAAGGAA